CUAUAAAUACCACACUUUCAAUUUCGACUCUGCAUUAAAGAAAUCGAAGCUUUUUCACUACACCCAAAGUAAAAGAGUGAGACUUUGAGAGAUUUUUUGGGAAAAAAAGGAGUGGUGAGAGAAAUGGCAACUUUCCCUGUUAUCAACUUGGAGAAGCUUAAUGGUGAGGAGAGAGCAGCGACCAUGGAGAAAAUCAAGGAUGCCUGUGAGAAUUGGGGCUUUUUUGAGCUGCUGAAUCAUGGGAUUCCCCAUGAUUUUCUGGACACCGUUGAAAGAAUUACCAAAGAACAUUACAAGAAAUGCAUGGAGCAGAGGUUUAAGGAACUGGUAAAAAGCAAGGCCCUGGAGGGUCUCCAGGCAGAGGUGACUGAUAUGGAUUGGGAAAGCACAUUCUACUUGCGCCAUCUUCCUGAAUCAAACAUUUCUGAAAUCCCAGAUCUCACUGAUGAAUACAGGAAGUUGAUGAAAGAAUUUGCAUUGAAAUUGGAGAAACUAGCAGAGGAGCUCCUGGACUUGUUGUGUGAGAACCUUGGACUAGAGAAAGGAUACCUGAAAAAGGCCUUCUAUGGGCCAAGAGGUCCAACCUUUGGCACCAAAGUGAGCAACUACCCACCAUGCCCAACACCAGAUAAAAUCAAGGGACUCAGAGCGCAUACAGAUGCAGGUGGCAUCAUCUUGCUCUUUCAAGAUGCCAAAGUGAGCGGCCUCCAGCUUCUUAAAAACGGCGAGUGGAUCGAUGUUCCCCCCAUGCGCCACUCCAUUGUUGUCAACCUUGGGGAUCAGCUCGAGGUGAUCACCAAUGGCAAAUACAAGAGUGUGGAGCACAGAGUGAUUGCCCAAACCGACGGAGCUCGCAUGUCAAUAGCUUCAUUCUACAACCCUGGCAGUGAUGCUGUUAUCUACCCAGCACCAGCUCUGCUGGAGAAAGAAGUAGAGGAGAAGAAACAAGUGUACCCAAAAUUUGUGUUUGAAGACUACAUGAAGCUAUAUGCUGCACUGAAAUUCCAGGCCAAGGAACCAAGAUUUGAAGCCAUGAAAGCCAUGGAAACAAAUGUUCCCAUUGCAACAGCUUAAAUCCUGGAGCUUAUCAUCGAGAAAAGGCUUUUAUUAUAUUAUUUCAAACUACUUUGAAGUGGUGUGAAAAAGACUUAAAAGACUCGGAUUUUUACUAUAGAUGUGUGUUGAUUUAUUAUUGUAAACAUCAUCGGCAAUUUCUAUUCUACAAUAAUAUUUUAUUACUAUUAUGAACUA
This is a messenger RNA of Durio zibethinus, 1251 nucleotides long. Its product is annotated as 1-aminocyclopropane-1-carboxylate oxidase. NCBI's taxonomy places the organism in Eukaryota, Viridiplantae, Streptophyta, Magnoliopsida, Malvales, Malvaceae. The record is from RefSeq and is a predicted model, not a curated record.